Penicillium soppii is the source of this 645-nucleotide messenger RNA. RefSeq names its product LOG family protein. The coding region runs from base 1 to 645 and encodes 214 amino acids. Gene Ontology annotation, molecular function: hydrolase activity, hydrolyzing N-glycosyl compounds. Gene Ontology annotation, cellular component: cytosol. Lineage: Eukaryota; Fungi; Ascomycota; Eurotiomycetes; Eurotiales; Aspergillaceae. Gene Ontology annotation, biological process: cytokinin biosynthetic process. The record is from RefSeq and is a predicted model, not a curated record. The transcript has a single exon.
AUGGAAGCCGCGCGCGCCCUCGCCCAAGAACUCCACAAGAAUAAAGUGCAACUAGUCUACGGCGGCGGCACAACUGGACUAAUGGGCGAAGUUGCCCGAGUCCUCGUCUCCCUCUCAGGCCCCAAAGCCGUACACGGCAUCAUUCCACGUGCACUCGUGAAAGUCGCCACAGUCAAUGGCAUGCGCGCGCACCAGGGCACCGGCGACUCAAAUGCCGGCAAAGUCGCUGAGCGGGUCGUUGACUCGGUCGAGGCUGACGGCAUUCCCGAGUCGGAGUACGGUAUGACCACUAUCGUGCCUGAUAUGCAUACGCGGAAGCGUUUGAUGGCUACGAAGGUGCUGGAGGGCGGACCUGGCUCUGGUUUCGUUUCGUUGGCUGGUGGAUUUGGGACUAUUGAGGAGGUUAUGGAGAUGACGACUUGGAAUCAGCUGGGCAUUCACAAGGUUGGAGUUGUACUGCUCAACAUCAAUGGAUACUGGGAUGGGCUACUCUCUUGGGUGCGCAAUGCUGUGAAGGAGGGCUACAUUAGUGCUGAGAAUGGAGAGAUUUUGGCCGAGGCCAAGGAGGUCAGCGAGGUUUGGCCGAAGCUGCUGGCUUAUCGGGCUAGCAGUGGAAGAAUGAAUUUGGACUGGGGGCAGGAGUGA